This is a messenger RNA of Cladophialophora carrionii CBS 160.54, 1074 nucleotides long. RefSeq lists its product as uncharacterized. The coding region runs from base 1 to 1074 and encodes 357 amino acids. Gene Ontology annotation, molecular function: oxidoreductase activity, acting on NAD(P)H. The record is from RefSeq and is a predicted model, not a curated record. NCBI's taxonomy places the organism in Eukaryota, Fungi, Ascomycota, Eurotiomycetes, Chaetothyriales, Herpotrichiellaceae. The transcript is spliced from 4 exons.
AUGCUGGAAAUUGGUGUCCAACGCAAGGACGGGGUCAUCUCGUCCGAGGCUCGCAACGCCCCUAUUCCGGAGCCCGCUGAGAAUGAAGUGUUGAUCAAGGUGGUUGCAACAGACUCGAAUCCGAAGGACUGGAAGGCAAGCGCACGGCCAGUGAAGACUAACCAAGGCGACGACAUCGCCGGCAUGGUCCACAAAGUCGGGAAGAAGGUCCACGAGUUCAAGCCGGGCGACAGAGUUGCUGCCUUCCAUCGAAUGUUUGCCCCGUCUGGAUCCUAUGCUGAAUAUGCCAUCGCGCCCGCUUCGACAACAUUUUUUCUGCCUCCCAAUAUCUCUUUCGAGUCCGGAGCCACCCUUCCGCUUGCGAGCAUGACGGCUGCUUUGGCACUCUACCAACACCUGGGUCUGCCGGCACCCUGGAAUCCGGUGAGUAAGGGCAAGCGAGUGCCAUUGUUGAUAUAUGGAGGGUCUUCGGCUGUUGGGACGUUCGCCCUCAAGUUCGCCAAACUGAGCGGCCUUGGCCCCAUCAUCACGAUCGCAGGCGGAGGUGCCGAUUUCGUCAGAUCCAUAAACGCCGCCGAUUAUAUCGUGGAUUACCGCAAGAAGAACGUUGUGGCCGACGUCCAGAGGAUCCUGGAUGACGAAGGUGUCAAACUACACCACGCCUUCGACGCCAUCUCUGAGCACGACAGCUGGAAACACGUCCUUGACCUUCUGGACAAGAAAGGCUCUGAGCCUGGAAAGAUUGUCAUGGUGGAUCCUCCUGAGCCUGUGGUACCCGAGUGGCCCCAGGGUAUCGAGUUCGGCCGCGUCUUUGUUUCAUCGGCAUAUGGGGAGUCGCAUAGAUGGUGCAACGAGGAGGAAGCGAAGGUUCACCGGGACUUUGCCUAUGUCUUCUACAGGUACAUGACCCUCCUCCUUGAUGAGGGUAGGUUUGUCCCACACCCCUAUGAAGUGCAACCCGAUGGGCUGCUGGCGGUCGAAAAGGGUGUGCAGGCGCUGCAUGACAAGAAGGUCUCGUCGAAGAAGCUUGUCUACAGAAUCGCAGAUACCCCUGAUCUGGACAAGUAUCAUUGA